Molecule: messenger RNA, 366 nt
Organism: Eimeria mitis
Lineage: Eukaryota; Apicomplexa; Conoidasida; Eucoccidiorida; Eimeriidae
Exons: 1
Coding region: 1-366 (121 amino acids)
Source: RefSeq, a predicted model, not a curated record
AUGCAGCAGCUGCUGCUGUGUCUGAACCAGAUCCAUACAAGCUCGACAGCAGCAAGUGAGGCUGCUGCUGCUGCUGCUGCUGAUUUGCAUGUUGCUGCUGCUGCAGCAGAAGAGCAGCAGCAACAGCAGCAGCAGCAGCAGCAGAUAAUCAAAGCUUUUGCUGCUGCACUUGGGGUCCCAGAGCUGCAGCUUAUGAGCCUCCCCCCAGCCUCUGCAGCAGCAACAGCAGCAGCAACAGCAGCAGCGGAAACAGCAGCAGCAGCAGCAGCAGCGGAGACAGCAGCAGCAGCAGCAGCAGCAGCAGCAACACAGACAGCAGCAACAGGAGAAGCUUCCGACAGCAGCAGCAGCAACGCAAUGGGUUAG